Mytilinidion resinicola is the source of this 381-nucleotide messenger RNA. RefSeq lists its product as uncharacterized. Bases 1 to 381 code for a protein of 126 amino acids. Lineage: Eukaryota; Fungi; Ascomycota; Dothideomycetes; Mytilinidiales; Mytilinidiaceae. The record is from RefSeq and is a predicted model, not a curated record. The transcript has a single exon.
AUGUCGUCGCCCUCUGGAUCAAUGUUCGGUAGCUACCACGACAGCACUUCCUCCAGCCGGGGCUCCACGUGCGCGUAUCCCAGUUGGCCCACGGGCAAGUCACUGAACGCCUUCCACACCAGCGCACCCAGCGCAUUCAUCAGCGACUCUGAUCUCUUCGGCGACGAUGUCGACGAUGAAUCUGGCCUCAUCACUCCGCCACUUCUCCACGAAGCACCUGCACCGCCACGCCAGCUACCUCUCGGCCAAGCAUUCCCUCUGUUGCCACUCUAUGCCUCCGAGAAACCCAAGUCGAAGCGCAGGCGCAGCAGCGGACGCAAGCAACGCCGCCCGUCUAAGCCAAUGACUCCCAUUUCAGAAUCACCUGAGACCCCAGAAUGA